CAAUCCCCCCAAGAAACUGUCUCCAACCGGUUGGCGUCCCGCGUUCUGGUGUUCAGCGUUCUUAUCAGUGCACAGUGUGCUUGUUCAAUGUCCGCCCACGACCGCUUCGCGACCUCCAGUAUUGACAGGUUCUUCGUGGAUAUUGGAUCGCAAAAAUGGGGCGUCUACCGUGGACGGCUGUACUGAUGGCGGCCAAACUGGUUCUGCUGAAUGCUCAGCUAAACGAGGACUGCACGACUCCGGGUGGACAGCACGGCACUUGCGUUCCGGUGCGGGAUUGCUCCUUCGUGCGGGAGAUCUUCGCCAAGGUUAGUAGCAGGGAGGAUCAGCUGAACGUGCUGCGGUACCGGUGCGGAACGUUGGCUGCUUCGGGGAAGGUUCUGGUGUGCUGUCCGCGGCUUGUGAGUGCCACCGGGUGUGGACGGCUAACGCUUCAGAAUAAGAUUGUUGGAGGUGAGGAGACGGAACCGAAUGAGUUUCCGUGGACGGUGAGGUUGGUGUAUUUGAGGAACGGAGUGCGGCUGUUUAGAUGUGGGGGAUCGUUGAUCAGUGAGUACUACGUGGUGACGGCGGCUCACUGCGUGGUUGAACUGAGGACGUAUGAAUUGAUAGCAGUUCGAUUAGGUGAAUGGGAUACGACAACGCAGGUGGACUGCAAGGAGGAAGACAACGGCGAUAAGACCUGCAACCGGUUUCCUCAUCGAGAUAUCUUCGUGGAAAGGGUUAUCCCUCACGAUCAGUACUCAAGACAGUCCAAGAACCACGAGCAUGAUAUCGCACUGAUAAAGUUGUCCAAGCGAGCUCCAAGUACGGACUCAAUAUCACCGAUCUGUAUUCCGACUGCGGACAUGGCCUCCGAGUUACAGGUCGAUCGGGAAUCCUUUGUAGUAGCUGGCUGGGGAAAGUCCUCCGAUUUUGAUUCAUCCAGCAUCCGGAAGCUGAAGGUAACUCUUCCCGGCCAGCCGAUGAGCAAAUGCACCAAGGCUUACGCCAGCCAGAGUGUGGAGUUCACCGAGAAUCAGCUGUGCGUGGGUGGAACCGCCGGACGGGACUCGUGCCGGGGUGAUUCCGGUGGUCCGCUGAUGGUGAUCAUUGACAACCACUGGCACCUGGCCGGGAUCGUCAGUGUGGGACCGGUGGACUGCGGGACGGAAGGAGUCCCGGGGAUCUACACCAGGCUGGGGAGCUACCUGGAGUGGGUUGCCGGAAGAAUCGAGUUGGAAUCGAACCUGACUGAAGUCUAGUGAUACUAUUAGUUGUAAUUAGUUAUAAAAAUCACAAAACUCACAAUCAAAUUUGAGAGCAUUGUACUCUCAACCGUCUGUUGUGAGAGUAAAAUCUUCAAAAAAUCGUUAAUCAGUGAUAGUUAAACUACAAAAAACUUAGAUUGAUUACAAUUUAAGUGACAAUAUCAAUUAUGUCAAAAAGACAACAUCCUUUCGGAUGUAAUGGAAAAUCGCAAUAAAAAUGUUAAUGGGUUUUCCUAAAUUGCGCCAAAAA
Culex quinquefasciatus (southern house mosquito) is the source of this 1500-nucleotide messenger RNA. RefSeq names its product serine protease easter. The transcript has 4 exons. Gene Ontology annotation, molecular function: serine-type endopeptidase activity. The coding region runs from base 156 to 1244 and encodes 362 amino acids. Gene Ontology annotation, biological process: proteolysis. Lineage: Eukaryota; Metazoa; Arthropoda; Insecta; Diptera; Culicidae. The record is from RefSeq and is a predicted model, not a curated record.